Molecule: messenger RNA, 814 nt
Organism: Arvicanthis niloticus (Nile rat)
Lineage: Eukaryota; Metazoa; Chordata; Mammalia; Rodentia; Muridae
Gene: Ripply2
Product: ripply transcriptional repressor 2
Biological process (GO): embryonic pattern specification; negative regulation of transcription by RNA polymerase II
Cellular component (GO): nucleus
Source: RefSeq, a predicted model, not a curated record
GUUUUGUUUAUGCGGAGCUAGGGCGGCCGGGGUGCGAAGGUCUGCAAGGGCUAAAUAAAGCCGGGCUGCGACACCGCAGCGGUCGUCCUGCCAUGGAUACCACGGAGAGCGCCGAGAGCGCGCACAGCCCAGCAUGUCCGCCCUCGCGCAGCCUCUGCCCGCCGCCCGCGCAGUCCGGGUACCUAUCAGCCCGGAUCCAUCCCCGCGCAUCCCCCACCCCGUGCCCGCCGCCCACGGAGCCCGAGGACCGGCUCGUCCCCGUGCCCUCUACCUCAGCCCUCGCCCUGUCCCCGCCGCCCUUGCCUUUGCCCGUCCCCAGUGCCCUUGCUAAGUCGGAGUUGAGUCCGGUGGCCCCGCUCACGUUCCUUAUGCGCAGCUUGCGCUUGCUAUCCUGCAGGUCCGAGGGCUUCUGGAGACCGUGGGUUCGAACUCCUGGCGAGAAAGAGGAGCGGGCGGAGCCCCAUGCUGCAGAGGCGUUGCCCAGUGGCCCAGGAAUGACUGAAGCUUCGGGGAAGCUUUUGCAAUACCAACACCCUGUCAGACUAUUCUGGCCCAAGUCCAAGUGUUACGACUACUUAUAUCAAGAAGCAGAAACUCUUCUGAAAAAUUUCCCAAUUCAAGCUACAAUUUCCUUUUAUGAAGAUUCUGAUAGUGAAGAUGAAAUAGAGGGGCCGGCCUGUGAAAAUCAAUCUAAUUAGUUACUUCUGUUGACAAUUUGAGCUGUGUAGAAUUUAAAUUUUGUAUAUAAAUGUACCAUAAACUUUUAAAACUAAUUUAUUUGUAUAUAUGUUAUUAAUAAAACAUUUUGUAAUAA